AUGAUGGUUGAUUUAUCGCUUGUGACUGCAAAUCUACUUGGCAUGUGUUCCGAAACUCAUCACCAACUCACGAUCACAUUCCUCUUCCUCUCGUCCCCGUCUCCUCCACACUCAUUUCUAUGUUCUCCACCGCCAUAUUUCGUGUUUGCCUUGACAACUGGAUGUACUCCCUUCUACAUUGACCACAUAUUGGGGGUGCCGAAGGCCAAGCGCUCGACCAAACUGAUGAGUCGACUGCUAGAUCGCCUUUCCGAUCCUAUGGUGUCGAACGUCGUCGCCCUCGUGAUCGGCGGCGCAGCCCUCCUCCUUGUCCCACUCUCCAUGAGGGACGUCUGCCCGAAGGGGACCUACGGGAUCGUCACGUGCGAGUGCUACAUCCCCCUCCGGGCCGCGCUCUACACCCUCGUCUUCGGCCACACCGUCGCUAGCGGUGAGUCGUGGUCCCCCAUCACCACACCGCACACGCUCACCACCUCACUGCGGCCCCCUCCAGCGCGUCACCGCAUCAAACCGGUCAACCGCAAGGGGGUCCUCGUAGUCAGUCCCUCGUUAUAUUUGUCAUCUUUAGCCUUUGCCAUCUCACUGCGGAGUGUGAUUGCAGUCGAAUUGAUUGGUGUUCACCACUUGACACCAGCGUUCGUCUACCUCCUCGUCUUUCAGGGGACGGGUGCAGUCGCCGGACCCCUGGUUGUAGGUGAGUCGAGCUACCGUUUCCCAAGGUGUCGGCACACAUUCGUUGCUGUUUCACCUUACGAGGUUGCAUUUGCAACCCCUUUUCGCGUGUGUGUUCCAGGCCUAAUCUCCGAAGCUGCCUCAGGCGUCAAAAUUGGCCCCAGCCUCCUCUCCGACACCAGUUACUUGCUCACAUCGCACCCCGCCAACCCGCUGAACUGGUGCUUCUACACGUGCGGCCUCGUCUUCCUGUGCUCGGCCCUCGCGUACACGCCGCUGCGGCGGCUGGCGGCAUGGGAGGCGCGCCGCUACCUCGCCGCCCGACGCCGUCCCCCCUCCUGCUGUCUCUGCGCCUCGGCGACCCCGGCCGACACCACUCCCUUGGCCCCCCUGCAGCCCCCCGACGCGCCCUCACACCCCGGGGGAAGCCAUGACUUGGACAGUGACGUGAAGCCAAAAGAAUCGGUGGGUGGUUGGUUGGUUAUGGCCGCUUAG
Messenger RNA from Mesocestoides corti, 1167 nucleotides. NCBI's taxonomy places the organism in Eukaryota, Metazoa, Platyhelminthes, Cestoda, Cyclophyllidea, Mesocestoididae. The record is from the annotation of a GenBank genome assembly.